Molecule: messenger RNA, 3889 nt
Organism: Peromyscus eremicus (cactus mouse)
Lineage: Eukaryota; Metazoa; Chordata; Mammalia; Rodentia; Cricetidae
Gene: Fnbp1l
Product: formin binding protein 1 like
Exons: 16
Coding region: 178-2007 (609 amino acids)
Biological process (GO): signal transduction
Molecular function (GO): protein binding
Source: RefSeq, a predicted model, not a curated record
GCGGCGGCGGCGGCGGCUCGCUCCAGUCGUGUCUCUCCCUCACUCACUGGGGAACCCGGUGGUUGGCGGCAGCUUUCGAGGCAGGGACUUGGCGGCCCGAGCCCGCGGAGGGAAAAGUCGGGGCGAGCGGAGCAGCGGGAACCAGCCUGCCGGCGCGAAGUCGCCUCCGGUUCCGCCAUGAGCUGGGGCACCGAGCUGUGGGAUCAGUUCGAUAGCUUAGAUAAGCAUACACAAUGGGGAAUUGACUUCUUGGAAAGAUAUGCUAAGUUUGUUAAAGAGAGGAUUGAAAUUGAGCAGAACUAUGCGAAACAAUUGAGAAAUCUGGUUAAGAAGUACUGUCCCAAACGCUCAUCCAAAGAUGAAGAGCCAAGGUUUACUUCAUGUAUCGCCUUUUUUAACAUCCUUAAUGAGUUAAACGACUACGCAGGACAGCGAGAGGUAGUUGCGGAAGAAAUGGCACACAGAGUAUAUGGUGAAUUAAUGAGAUAUGCCCAUGAUCUGAAAACUGAAAGAAAAAUGCAUCUCCAAGAAGGACGAAAAGCUCAACAGUACCUUGACAUGUGUUGGAAACAGAUGGAUAAUAGUAAGAAGAAAUUUGAAAGAGAAUGUAAAGAAGCAGAGAAAGCACAACAGAGUUAUGAAAGACUGGAUAAUGACACUAAUGCAACCAAGGCAGAUGUGGAGAAGGCCAAACAGCAGUUGAACCUUCGUACACAUAUGGCUGAUGAGAAUAAAAAUGAAUAUGCUGCACAGCUGCAGAAUUUUAAUGGCGAACAGCACAAACAUUUUUAUGUGGUAAUCCCUCAGAUUUACAAGCAACUACAAGAAAUGGAUGAACGAAGGACAAUUAAACUCAGUGAAUGUUACAGAGGAUUUGCAGACUCAGAACGCAAAGUUAUUCCUAUCAUCUCAAAGUGUUUGGAAGGGAUGAUUCUUGCAGCAAAAUCAGUUGAUGAAAGAAGAGAUUCUCAAAUGGUAGUAGACUCCUUCAAAUCUGGCUUUGAACCUCCAGGAGACUUUCCAUUUGAAGAUUACAGUCAGCAUAUUUACAGAACCAUUUCUGAUGGGACCAUCAGUGCAUCCAAACAAGAGGGUGGCAAGAUGGAUGCCAAGUCCACAGUAGGGAAGGCCAAAGGCAAACUGUGGCUCUUUGGGAAGAAGCCAAAGCCACAGUCCCCACCCUUAACCCCUACUAGUUUAUUCACAUCCAGUACUCCUAAUGGGUCCCAGUUUCUCACAUUCUCCAUUGAGCCCGUGCAUUAUUGUAUGAAUGAAAUAAAAACAGGGAAGCCCAGAAUUCCUUCUUUCAGAAGCCUCAAAAGAGGGUGGUCGGUGAAGAUGGGCCCAGCACUAGAAGAUUUCAGUCAUUUGCCACCAGAGCAGAGGCGUAAGAAAUUACAGCAGCGCAUCGAUGAGCUUAACCGAGGGCUGCAGAAAGAGUCGGACCAAAAAGAAGCACUCAACAAAAUGAAGGAUGUAUAUGAGAAAAAUCCACAAAUGGGGGAUCCAGGAAGUUUGCAGCCUAAAUUAGCAGAGACCAUGAAUAACAUUGACCGCUUACGAAUGGAAAUCCACAAGAAUGAGGCAUGGCUCUCUGAAGUCGAAGGCAAAACGGGUGGGAGAGGAGACCGAAGACACAGUAGUGACAUCAAUCAUCUUGUGACACAGGGCAGAGAAAGUCCUGAGGGAAGUUACACCGACGAUGCAAACCAAGAAGUCCGUGGGCCACCACAACAGCAUGGUCACCACAGCGAGUUUGAUGAUGAGUUCGAAGAUGACGACCCCUUGCCUGCUAUUGGACAUUGCAAAGCUAUCUACCCCUUUGAUGGGCAUAAUGAAGGUACUCUGGCAAUGAAAGAAGGUGAAGUUCUGUACAUUAUUGAGGAGGACAAAGGUGAUGGAUGGACAAGAGCCCGGAGACAGAAUGGCGAAGAAGGCUAUGUUCCCACGACAUACAUAGAUGUAACUCUAGAGAAAAACAGUAAAGGUGCAGUAACUUAUAUCUAAACUAAGCAGGCAUCUUUGUGCCAUGUAUAACAUAAAAUGACAACACAUUCCACAGGUCAGAGAAACCAAAAAGUCAAGGGCAUCCGAUCUAUUGUUCACUAUGUGAGCUGAGUGCAGGCCUGAUCAGAGAGAGGUGAACACUGCCACAAGACACUCUCUCUGACGCCUUGCUGUUCAAGUGAUGUCUGUGUGGAAGCUUAUUUGAUGCCUUUUGCUUUCUGUCCUGCCUAAGUGUGUGUAAAGGAUGUGUGCUUUUCUGCCUUAUAAAUAAUAGAUUUGCUUAUUAGGCAAGAAUCAUAGGUAGAAUGUUCCCUGACCCCUUCACUUCAGAAACAACAGUGAUGGUUGAAUUGAAAUAAACAAUCCUGUUCUGAACUGGAGAAACUGAUUCCUAGGAGCACCUCAGCCUAGGAGCUUGAAUUUAUAGCUUCAGGUUCUAGGAAGAAAAAUAAUAGUUGGAUAAUUGGGUAAAAUAACAGUCAUUGUCCUUGCUAUUCUUCACUUGGUUUCCUAAAGAAAGAAAGUGAGUACCUGGUAUAUAGUCUAUUUAAUAUGAGCUCAUCAUGGCAUCACAGGAUAAAUCACCUGGUGGAGGAGCUUGUAUGCAAAUAAAACAGCAUUGAGACCUGAACAGAUUUUCAGGUCUACUGGUAAUUUUCAGUGAUGUACAAAGUUCAUUCCAAGUUAAUCUUAAAGUUGUACUUUUCACUUGAAGAUGUCUUUUAGGAAUAUUACAUUAGUGCUCAUUUAGCAUUUGGCAGUUACUUGUAAGAGAAACUGAAUCUAAUUCAGUGAAGGUAGAGGACAGUCUGCAGUAGAGGAAAAUGCUGGCAAUGUUGACUCGUAGAGGAGAAACAUUUUCUCUACUAAGAUGGAAGAAGGCCUCUGUACUACCAUUGAGGGAUUCAUUGUAGUGGGAUCAUUGACUGUCAGAAUAGAUACCUUUUUUCCAAUGUCAUUGUCCAGUCAAGAGUCCUACAGUGUGGUAGUCACAUGGCCACACCCUAGUUCAUUGAAUGGGAAAGUAAAGGGAGGAAGCAGGAACACUGGCUUUUGCUUAUCUUAUGUUUCAAAGCUGUCUGGUGUUUUUAGUAGCUGACUAUAAAAUACUUUGAGGAACAUUGGGAUGGACACUUUAAACUGAAUGCCCCUUUUGGUCUUACCAAAGGUCUUCAGUAAUUGUUUUUUUCUUUUUCCUCCUGGACUGCAGGUUCCUGAAGAGGGUUUCUGAGGAAAUGGGCAAGAUGUUGAAGGAGGUUACAUGCAGCUGCUUUUGGGGGGAGGGUAUUAGAGUUGUCAGGCUCAAAGAGAAAGUGAGAGAAGCAAGUUGCAUGAAUGCAUGCAAAUUUUUUUUACUAACUUCAUUAGCAUUUCCAUACAUUAAAAUCAUUAUAGUACCAGUCCUUAAAUUCCUAGUUCACAGUUGUUCACAUGGAAGAAGAAGAAGAAAAAAAAAAAACAGCAAUGGCUGACCUCUUUUUUCAUUUCUUUUACUGAUACCAAAUCAGAAAGAAUGCAGAGCUGUCUUAAAGUUCGUCUUCCUUUGGGCGGUCCCAAUGGACUGGCUCCAUCCAGCUCUGUUUUGAUUGGCUUUUAGACCUGUCGUCUGGUAGAACCCUUGCCAUUUGUCAGUGUCUGCCUGCGCCACCUCCGUGCUUGCUUAACAUCCUGUUGCAUGUGUAGAGUGAUCUGGGCUAGAGUUUUCAGGCAUGUCUUUGUAACCCCUGUUCUUGUCCAAGCCUUUGUUUCGUUUUGCAUUUGUAGUGCAAAUCACGUUGUCAGACGUCAGCACUAAUGUUUCCACCUUAGUGUUUGUGUAUGCUGCUACAACUUCCCCCUGCAAACCUUCCAGUUCGGGCAUUGUGAAGACGUAGUGUGACUG